GUUAAAUCGAAGCCGUCCGAAUCCUGUCAAGCUUGACUUGUCGCCGCUGCCUUUCUUCCUGCUUGGACAGCAUCCGAUGGUUCACCUCCUUCUCCGGCCGUCUCUCCCUUUGCCAUCCAUACCGAUUCGCGACUCAAGCGCAUCAUGAGCGCCUCUUACAGAUAUCCGCACGCCUACCCGCAACACCAACCCUCAUCGCCAUUUGAUCGUAUUUUCACUUCUUCCAAAGGUGCCUGGGUCGCUGCUGGAAUCGCCAUACUCUACCUUGCCUACACAUCUGCACUACCUACCAUACUCGCUGGUCUUGUCUGGAAUGUCUUGGUCUUACUCACUCCUACCACUCUCGUCCGUGCUGUCGACAAGAGAAGAAAUCCAACUUUGUACGACGGCCGCAACACACCUCAAUCGAGUAGCGACAACUACGCAUACAAGAGUGAAGCCAUGAGAAGAGUCUUUGGUCUUGGUUCUGGUUCGAUUGUUGCACUGCCGGGCGCAAGCUCUUUGAGAAGAGCCAGUUGGCUUGGAGGUCUGACUUCUCCAUCCGACGCCCCACCGGGUCUGGGAAACUGGGACAACUCAUGCUAUCAGAACAGCGUACUGCAAGGCCUAUCCGCUUUCCAAUCUCUUACCGCUUUCUUGGAACAGUCAGACGUAAUCAACUCCGACGACACAACCACAACGCUUGGCUCGAUGCGCGAACUCAUGGCGAAACUGAACGACUUGUCGAACAACGGCUGUCGUAUCUGGACUCCGGCCAAGCUCAAGUCCAUGAGCAGCUGGCAACAACAGGAUGCCCAAGAAUACUUCUCCAAAAUUAUGGAUGACAUGGAGAAAGAGACGAUGAAGGCUUUCAAGACUUCCCCGGGUACAGCAGGACUUCAGGAAGUCAAUUCGUUAGACACGGUCAAGGCCUCGAAUCCUAGGAGUGAGAGCGUAAACAGCACUUCCGACGCCAUUGACUCUCAAAGACGUAAUCCCCUGGAUGGCUUCCUUGCUCAACGAGUUGCUUGUACCAGCUGUGGAUUUUCUGAAGGCCUCUCCAUGAUCCCUUUCAACUGUGUUACGGUUCCGCUUGGCAGAAACAACAGCUACCAGAUUGAGGACUGCUUGAACGAAUAUACAAGUCUGGAAGAAAUUACUGGUGUCGAAUGCGCAAGAUGUACCUUAUUGCGAACAAAGUCGCAGCUUCAGCACAUGACAGCCGAAUCUACCGACAUCACCGACCACUCUGUUCCUUCUUCGGUGUCAUUGCCUCCAGAACUUCGAUCGAUGGUCCUUCAAAGGUUGCAAGCCGUGGAGCAAGCGCUCGAAGAAGGAGAUGUAUCUGACGACACCCUGAAUAAAAAGUGCCAGAUACCCAAGAAGGCGCGGGUGUCCAGCACCAAAACCCGUCAAGCCGUGCUCGCUAGAGCGCCGCAAUGCUUGGUGAUCCACGUAAACCGAAGCGUUUUCGACGAGUACACAGGUGCUCAAAGCAAGAAUCUUGCAGAGGUGACAUAUCCCAAAGUUCUUAAUCUAGGUCCAUGGUGUUUGGGUACCACGCAGAAUGCCGGAGACCAAGAAGAAUGGCGUAUGAAUCCCUCGAGGUCAAUGAUUGGACGUUCUGGUGAUGAUACGAGGUCUGAAUAUGUGCUACGAGCUGCCGUAACUCACUAUGGUCGGCACGAAAAUGGUCACUACAUCUGCUACCGCGAGCACCCCGAACACAUCCAAGCUAGUGAGAGCGACGACCAGCCGAAGCACACUUCCAUGAAGUGGUGGCGGCUCAGCGAUGAUGAUGUAUCUGCAGUCAGUGAGAACCACGUUCUUGGACAAGGUGGAGUAUUCAUGCUUUUCUAUGAGCGUAUGGACAGGUCCGACAGGACCACUUCUGCCUUUGCGCCAACACCUGUACAAACGGUACACCAAGAAGAGUCUACUACCAACAUUCCAAUCGCUGUUGAACUUGAAGAACGAAAUGAGCAGCAGGACUCGACCGCGGAAGGAACGAGAGCUACACCGCAAGACAUCGUCGAGCCAGCGCCAGAGUCUGAAGUAGACCAAGCGCCACCAUUACUACUACCGAGUGUUAGAAAGACAUCAACACCCCAGAAGAUGCGCACCGCUGGUAACAAGAGUCGGCGAAGGUCAUCUGGGUUCUCUUCAUCAUUGCAAGCAGUUGCUGCGACAUGAUGCGGCAUUGGAUGCGAGUAUGUUCUUUUCUAGCAUGGCGUUGGGGUGCACAUUGCGAGAUCGUAGGACGCAUACGAUCAUGGUUGACCGGACCACAGACACUCGAACAAACGUUUUCUACGGUCGCUACAUAGCUUAAUGACAUUAAUGAAGACUGGAUGCAAUUGCGUCAGUAACUUGACCUAA
Messenger RNA from Aureobasidium pullulans EXF-150, 2358 nucleotides. Its product is annotated as cysteine proteinase. NCBI's taxonomy places the organism in Eukaryota, Fungi, Ascomycota, Dothideomycetes, Dothideales, Saccotheciaceae. Bases 145 to 2172 code for a protein of 675 amino acids. The transcript has a single exon. Gene Ontology annotation, molecular function: cysteine-type deubiquitinase activity; cysteine-type endopeptidase activity. Gene Ontology annotation, biological process: protein deubiquitination. Gene Ontology annotation, cellular component: nucleus; cytosol. The record is from RefSeq and is a predicted model, not a curated record.